Molecule: messenger RNA, 1647 nt
Organism: Dipodomys ordii (Ord's kangaroo rat)
Lineage: Eukaryota; Metazoa; Chordata; Mammalia; Rodentia; Heteromyidae
Gene: Svop
Product: SV2 related protein homolog (rat)
Exons: 16
Coding region: 1-1647 (548 amino acids)
Biological process (GO): transmembrane transport
Cellular component (GO): membrane
Molecular function (GO): transmembrane transporter activity
Source: RefSeq, a predicted model, not a curated record
AUGGAGGAAGACCUGUUCCAGCUCCGGCAGCUGCCGGUGGUGAAGUUCCGGCGCACUGGGGAGAGCGCGAGGUCGGAGGAGGACGCGGCCUCGGGGGAGCAUGAGGUCCAGAUCGAGGGCGUCCGCGCCGGCCUCGAGGCAGUGGAACUGGACGACGGGGCCGCCGUGCCCAAGGAGUUCGCCAACCCCACGGAUGAUACCUUCAUGGUGGAAGACGCGGUGGAAGCAAUUGGGUUUGGAAAAUUCCAGUGGAAGCUGUCUGUCCUCACCGGCUUGGCUUGGAUGGCGGAUGCCAUGGAGAUGAUGAUCCUCAGCGUCCUGGCACCACAGCUGCACUGCGAGUGGCAGCUGCCCAGCUGGCAGGUGGCGCUGCUGACCUCGGUGGUCUUCGUAGGCAUGAUGUCCAGCUCCACGCUCUGGGGUAACAUCUCAGACCAGUACGGCAGGAAAACAGGGCUGAAGAUCAGCGUCCUCUGGACCCUCUACUAUGGUGUCCUCAGUGCAUUUGCACCCGUGUACAGCUGGAUCCUGGUGCUCCGAGGCCUGGUGGGCUUUGGGAUCGGAGGAGUCCCCCAGUCGGUGACACUGUAUGCUGAAUUUCUUCCCAUGAAAUCCAGAGCCAAGUGUAUUUUGCUGAUCGAGGUCUUUUGGGCCAUCGGGACAGUGUUCGAGGUCGCCCUGGCUGUGUUCGUGAUGCCCAGCCUGGGCUGGCGUUGGCUGCUGGUCCUCUCGGCCGUCCCGCUCCUCCUCUUUGCUGUUCUGUGCUUCUGGCUGCCGGAGAGUGCGCGGUACGAUGUGCUGUCUGGAAACCAAGAAAAGGCCAUUGCCACCUUGAAGAGGAUAGCAACGGAAAAUGGAGCGCCCAUGCCACUGGGGAAGCUCGUCAUCUCCAGGCAGGAAGACCGAGGCAAAAUGAGGGACCUUUUCACGCCACAUUUCAGAUGGACAACCUUGCUGUUGUGGUUCAUAUGGUUUUCCAAUGCGUUUUCUUAUUACGGGUUAGUGCUGCUCACCACGGAGCUCUUCCAGGCUGGGGACGUCUGCGGCAUUUCCAGCCGGAAGAAGGCAGUAGAAGCAAAGUGCAGCCUGGCCUGUGAGUACCUCACUGAAGAGGACUACAUGGACCUGCUGUGGACCACGCUGUCCGAGUUCCCAGGUGUCUUUGUGACUCUGUGGAUCAUCGACCGCUUGGGCCGAAAGAAGACCAUGGCCCUGUGCUUUGUCGUCUUCUCCUUCUGCGGACUCCUGUUGUUCAUCUGUGUGGGAAGAAAUGUGCUCACUCUGUUACUCUUCAUUGCAAGAGCGUUUAUUUCUGGAGGCUUCCAAGCGGCCUAUGUUUACACACCUGAGGUGUACCCCACGGCGACGCGGGCGCUGGGCCUGGGCACCUGCAGUGGCAUGGCGAGAGUGGGUGCCCUCAUCACUCCGUUCAUCGCGCAGGUGAUGCUGGAGUCCUCCGUGUACUUGACGCUGGCCGUUUACAGCAUCUGCUGCCUCCUGGCUGCCCUGGCGUCGUGCUUUUUGCCCAUUGAGACCAAAGGUCGAGGACUACAGGAGUCUAGCCACCGGGAGUGGGGCCAGGAGAUGGUUGGCCGAGGGACACAGGGCACAGGUGCCCCCAGGUCGAACUCUGGCUCUCAGGAAUAG